Messenger RNA from Eimeria maxima, 89 nucleotides. RefSeq lists its product as hypothetical. The annotation marks the transcript as partial. The transcript has a single exon. The record is from RefSeq and is a predicted model, not a curated record. Lineage: Eukaryota; Apicomplexa; Conoidasida; Eucoccidiorida; Eimeriidae.
AUGGCGCCUAAAAGCAAGGGCACAAGAGUGAACCUCCGCGACCUGCAGCGCGAACUGCAGACCACCACCAUUCUUCCUGAUGCUCCUCG